Messenger RNA from Ectocarpus siliculosus, 699 nucleotides. Lineage: Eukaryota; Phaeophyceae; Ectocarpales; Ectocarpaceae. The record is from the annotation of a GenBank genome assembly.
AUGAUAACGCUUGCCUGUAGUCUCGCUGGGACAAGGACACUAGUGCAUGGCGCCAUCGAUAUCACCUGCGAUGCGGAGAAGGGCAACCACAUCGACUGGGAUGGCGUGUUUGGACCGGGUUCGCUGGACGAGGUGAGGCUUUCCGGCGCUGUCGAGGGUCGGGCGGUCUGGCCCAGCAACCUGAAGCCUGUGGCUUGGCACAGGGACGCUGACCGGGUGCGGAUGAAGCUCGGGCUUUACCACAAGACUGACCAGGUCUACGACGGGAAGGUGGAAUACCGAGACAUCUCUAUCGAAGGACCCAACGGGAUUAUUCGCACCAGCCCUGAACCCGACCACGAGGGGCACCUCUACGUUGGUUGCUUCGCGGACGACGAUGACGACCACGUGUUCUCGGGAAAGAAAUAUGUCGACGCACACAUGACCAAUGAGAUGUGCGCCGACCUGUGCGACGGCACCAGGUACUUCGGGACGCAAGGCGGCACUGAGUGCUGGUGCUCCGCUUCGAAGGAUAGGCCCCGCAAGCACGGCAAGUCGAAGAGCUGCAACAAGGCCUGUCCCGGCACCAGUCGCACCGAGACGUGCGGAGGGCGUAGCUCGUUGUCCGUCUCAAGUUCGAGGGCGAGCCGGAGGACGUCCCGAGGGGCUCCAAGUACAUGGGUUGCUUCGCGGACGACAUCCACAACAACAGAGCGCUGA